Messenger RNA from Blumeria graminis f. sp. triticale, 1899 nucleotides. Lineage: Eukaryota; Fungi; Ascomycota; Leotiomycetes; Helotiales; Erysiphaceae. The record is from the annotation of a GenBank genome assembly.
AUGCUGAUGGUUUUAGCUCGCGAUGAACGGAUACAACAGCGCUUGCGCGGUGCCCAGAGACGAGAAAUUGGAAUAGUAGACUUUGGUCUCAAAAUUCCAGUCACCUCCGAGGUACAAAUUCCUACCGUAAACCAACAACCUCCAGUGCAAUCGCAUUUGUCUUCGCGACUAGAAUUGGAAAAACCUGUUUACACCCAUAAAACACCAGAAAAUCGAUCGUUCCCUACUAACGUAAAAAAUGGAUCAAAACCCUCGUCAAAACAGGCUCUCUCAACAGCUUCAUCAGCUAAUGCUAACACUUCUAAAAAGAGAAGGAGAUUAGACAAAGAUUCAACAGAAUCAACUUCUCCUCCUAAUACUAGUUUAUCUCCAAAAAAGAAUAAAAAAGAUCUAACAACCUUUUCUGAUGAUGAGUUAUCUACUAGAGUUAACAUUACGGAUAUUUCUAAUGUUUCUGUUGAAAAUGACUCUAUCAAGGUAACAGAAUACUCACAUCCUUACACUAAACAGAGUCCACAGAGACCAGGUAGGAAAUUACAGAUACUCGAAGAAGUUGGUGAAAGUCCUGUGGGCGCUCCCGGUAGUGGCCAGAGGAUUCGUUUAGAAGAGAGAAGUCCUACAAUCUCACGACCAGAUGAGGCUCAGAGCGGUGUUAUCUCACAACCCAUCAAUCACAGGCUGGCAUCAAAGAAGAAAAAACGCAAGAAAGCUUUCAUAGAUACAGAAAUUAGAGAGCGAUCCCCAUCUCUAUUUGUGCGAGAUAACAGAAACAAAAAUAGUCAGGUUGGAGAAGAUAAUCGGGGCGUUUUGAAAGAUAAUGAUAAUAUCAACAUUAAUAAAAAUAAUGAAAUUGAAGAAUGUGAGCUUGAUGAGCUUUCUCCUGAAAUCUCAUACAGAAAUAGACAAGUCGCCGUAGAAAAUACCUUAGAAUCAAAUAAGUCGUCAAUGGAUGAAAUAAAUCCACAAGAACCCGAUAGAUCAUUAAAUAGUAAUCAAGGUGUGAUAAAUAACCAAGAACAAACCAGAAGGCCCCGAGAAUACUCUCCUGACUUGGAUAUGCCUCAGAUGGUACAUAAUAAUGAGAAACGCAAAAAGCAGGACAAGCCAAUUACCACACGUACGCAACAAUCAGGGACUCUUAAAACGAAUUUAAACUCUCAUACGUCUAAAAGAGCUGCCCCUAGCAAACUGCGGUCUAGAGAUUCAAUUCCAGUCACUGUACAUCGAUUAUCAGCACCGAAAAAUAACGAGACUGAUUUUACCAAUUCCAAAUUUCUAAAAGAAGACAUGCGAUAUAAGACUCGUAUCAGUAUUAAUUUUAUUGAUGUCUUGGAUCAAGUUUGUCAGGAAGUAGUUGAAUCAAAACUAUCUCGGCUGAAAGAGCAAUGUAAUCUUUGCAAAAGUGAAAAAUCUCGCAAAGAUUGUGACAUCAAAGUGCGAGCAGUAGAAGCAUAUGGACAAGAAUUACAAACGCGAUUGCUUGAAUAUACAUGUGAUCUUGAUAACUCCUAUUCGCUUGAGAGUCGUCUUCGAGACGAAAAGAAGAAAAGACUUUAUCUCAGAGAGGAACUUCUUCGCAUGCGAGCAGAACGUGACCAAAUUGCUCUACGUAUGGAUGAAGUGAGAAUAAAUCAUGAAAAGUUGAGAGAUGAAGAUAUGCGGAAAGAUGCUCUUAACAAUACUUUACACAAAGUUGAGCUUGCCACAGAUAUAGCAAGAGGAAAUAUUUCUAAAACUACUGAUAAAAAACCUGAGAUUCGAAGUAUUGAAUUCAUGCUCAAAAAAUUGGCUCAAGAAGUCAGCACGAAGAGUGGCUCUGGAGGUAUAUUAAGGCACGUUAAAAAAUUCAAUGAAUUCUUGGAACGAGCGGCAGUGACUUUAGAAAAAAGACCGACAUAA